Molecule: messenger RNA, 2366 nt
Organism: Dermacentor andersoni
Lineage: Eukaryota; Metazoa; Arthropoda; Arachnida; Ixodida; Ixodidae
Product: annexin A4-like
Biological process (GO): endosome transport via multivesicular body sorting pathway
Cellular component (GO): cytoplasm; vesicle membrane; plasma membrane
Molecular function (GO): phosphatidylserine binding; calcium-dependent phospholipid binding; calcium ion binding
Source: RefSeq, a predicted model, not a curated record
UUGGAGCCUGUAGAUAUAGCACAACCCACUACGGGGGAUUGGCCAUGAAUCGGGCGGCAGUGGGUUCAAAAAGAAUAAAUGCCUAAAUAGGAUUUUUUUUUUACUGAAAAUGUGAUAUUAAAUUAAUUCCAAUCGUUAAUAAUAAUUUUCAUGCUAUAGUUUCUUAAAAUUAGAAGUUAAUAUUUUUUUUUACAGCGAAAUGGAGCGUAGAGUUUUUGACACGUCUAUUUUUUCUAUGCCUGUCGCGUGCCAUGAAAGUGAAAGACGCGCCCGGGGCACGUGGCGCGUGCUAGCCGUCGCGCAGUGGAAGAAGAUUUCGGCCUUCGCCGUUCGCCGGAAGCCGGCAGCAAAAUUUUCUGUGCUCCGGUUCUCUGCGGCGCCAGGGCGGUACCGCUGGAGUGAUGAGCUACCCUGGGGGCAACCCGCCACAGGGGGGCUACCCUCCACACGGUGGCCAACCCCCGGCACCACCUCGGGGCGGCUAUGGCAGUGGCUCCGGCGGAUACCCCCCGCCACUCGGAGGAGGAGCCCCUGGUUACCCGCCUGCCCCAGGAGCUGAUUACGGUCCACCAGGAGGCUACGGGCAACCGCCAAGUGGCCCUCCAACGUACGGGCAAGGUGCACCUGGCGGUAUGCCACAACCAGGUGGUAUGCCACAACCAGGUGGUAUGCCACAACCAGGUGGUAUGCCGCAACCGGGAGGCAUGCCGGCACCGGGCGGAGGCUAUCGGCACGAAGCGGACGGAUACGGGGCUCCUCCUCCGCCUUCGUACGGGCCCCCGCCGCCUUAUGGAGCUCCUCCUGCUCCUUCUUCAUCCUACGGAGCUCCACCACCGCCAUCGUAUGGAGGCCCGCCAAGUCGGCAGUCGUCUGCAGAAUACCCCACGGCGCCUUACAGCGCACCGCCGUACGCCGCACCGCCAGGAUCCAGCACUUAUCCGCCAGCUCCCCAAGGCGGCUACGGUGGACAAGGGGCCAGUUACGGAAGCGACAAGGGCGGUGGUUACGGCGGUGAGCGGGAUCAUGGCUACGCCAGUGAUCGGGGCGCUGGUUACGGCGGUGAGCGAGGCCGUGGCUACGCCAGCGAUCGGGGCGGCGGUUACGGCGGCGGCCAAGGCUCCAGCUAUGGUGGAUCCAGCACCAAUUAUGACGCAGGACGGUCUUCCAGCUACAACGCGAGAUCCGGCGGGACGGGAGGCACCUACAAAUCCUGCCAAGGAACGCUGAAGCCAUACCCAAACUUCGACGCAAAGCAAGACGCUCAGACACUAAGGAAGGCUAUGAAAGGAUUCGGCACAGAUGAAGACACCAUUAUCAAUGUCCUCUGCUCACGGAUUUCCACCCAGAGGCUGGAUAUUGUUACCACCUACAAGCAGAUGUUCGGCCGUGACCUGAUCAAGGACAUCAAAUCUGAGCUUCGUAGCAACUUGGAGUCCAUUAUGGUCGGCCUGCUGUACCCGAUGCACGAGUACCUGGCGCGCGAGUUGCGCAGUGCCAUGAAGGGCAUCGGCACCGACGAGGACUGCCUUGUGGAGAUCCUGUGCACGCGAAGCAAUGGCGAUAUCAGGAGGAUCAAGGAGACCUACCACGACAUAUUUGGGCGAGAUCUGGAGGAGGACCUCAGAAGCGAAACGUCUGGCCACUUCCGAAGGCUUCUGGUCUCCAUGUGCAACGCGAGCCGCGAGGAAGGCGUAACUCCAGACCCCGGUCGAGCGAGGAACGACGCUCACCACUUGCAGCAAGCGGGCGUCCAGCGCUGGGGCACCGAUGAGUCGGUGUUCAACCAGAUCCUGGCCAGCCAGAGCUACGAUCAGCUGCUGCUCGUGUUUCGCGAGUACAACGCCCUUACCAACCAGACCAUUGUCGAAGCCAUUUCAAGGGAGAUGAGCGGAGACCUGCGCAAGGGUUUCCUCGCGAUAGUAAAGUGCGUCUACAACAUCCCGUAUUACUUCGCCGAGAAGCUGUACAAGAGCAUGAAGGGUGCUGGAACUAAGGACAAGACCCUCAUUAGAAUAAUCGUGUCCCGCUGUGAAGUGGACAUGGUCCAAAUUAAGGAGGAGUUCAUCAGAAACUACAAGACUUCGCUGGAAGGUUUCAUACAGAGUGACACCUCGGGCGACUACCGGAAAGCUCUCCUUGCCCUCGUCAACGGAAACUGAUCUGUGAGUUUAGCAUUGCCGCCUAGAAUCUGCGGAAAAACCGGCGUCCUCGUACGGCAACAAAGACAACGCCUGCGCAUAUUAGCACUGGGAACACCGCAGCAUCAUCUUCGAAAAGCAGACUUGCGCCAUGCAGCUGCUCCUCAAGAAAGCAGUCCUGAAAUAAAUUUGCGCCGGACCUUAAAAAAAAUCUAAACAAAGGUGCAU